AUCCCAUCAAUUUCCUUUUCUUAUGAAAAAAGGAGGAAUUAUUUCUAUUUAUGAAACAAAUACAGUAGAUCCAAAUUGGCGCUCCUUUUUUUUUUUUUUACUUUUCUCUUCUCUGCUUUCUCGAAUCGGAAGAACAGAGAGCUCGUAUAUAUACGGUGAACAUGUCGAUUCGAAGACGAACUCUGCUCAAGGUUAUCGUCCUUGGAGAUAGCGGGGUUGGAAAAACAUCGUUGAUGAAUCAAUAUGUGAAUAACAAGUUUAGUCAACAGUACAAAGCCACGAUCGGAGCUGAUUUUGUCACCAAGGAGCUUCAAAUCGAUGACCGGCUCGUCACAUUGCAAAUUUGGGACACUGCUGGGCAAGAGAGGUUCCAGAGUCUUGGUAUUGCAUUCUAUAGAGGUGCAGAUUGCUGUGUGCUUGUUUAUGAUGUCAAUCACCUAAAGUCGUUUGAUUCUCUCGACAAUUGGCACGAAGAGUUUCUUAAGCAGGCUAGCCCACGGGAUCCAACGGCAUUCCCUUUCAUAUUGCUUGGUAACAAGGUUGAUAUUGAUGGAGGAAAUAGCCGAGUGGUAUCUGAGAAGAAAGCAAGAGCAUGGUGUGCUGAAAAGGGAAACAUACUCUAUUUCGAGACAUCGGCUAAAGAAGAUUACAAUGUAGAUGACUCGUUCUUGUGCAACAAACUUGCCCUAGCGAAUGAGCGCGACCAAGAUAUAUAUUUCCAGGGGAUUCCAGAGUCUGAGCCUGAGCAAAGAGGAGGAUGUGCUUGUUGA
Messenger RNA from Eutrema salsugineum, 770 nucleotides. RefSeq names its product ras-related protein RABG3b. Gene Ontology annotation, molecular function: GTP binding; GTPase activity. Lineage: Eukaryota; Viridiplantae; Streptophyta; Magnoliopsida; Brassicales; Brassicaceae. The record is from RefSeq and is a predicted model, not a curated record. Gene Ontology annotation, cellular component: vacuolar membrane.